This is a messenger RNA of Zeugodacus cucurbitae (melon fly), 993 nucleotides long. It is a transcript of the gene Lsm11, whose product is annotated as U7 snRNA-associated Sm-like protein LSm11. Lineage: Eukaryota; Metazoa; Arthropoda; Insecta; Diptera; Tephritidae. The record is from RefSeq and is a predicted model, not a curated record. Gene Ontology annotation, biological process: mRNA 3'-end processing by stem-loop binding and cleavage. Gene Ontology annotation, cellular component: U7 snRNP. The annotation marks the transcript as partial. The transcript has a single exon. Gene Ontology annotation, molecular function: U7 snRNA binding.
AAUACAAAAAUCAAAAUUAGCGAGAUAAAGGACAAAACCACGCAGGAUGAGGAAAAAACGGAGGCGGAAGUACCAGGUAUUGGCAAGCAAGCAGAGGAGGAUUCUGCAAACUCUGCGGAUAGCGAGCUGGACAUAACCAGCGAGCGAUUUGAUCCAUUACGCGCACUAUACGCACCGGAAUACCGCAUUAGUGAGAAACUACCAAAAGUGUUGUACCAAAAUCUUGCAGCUUUCGAGAGUGCAUUUAAACGUUUCGGUAUUAUGAAUCUCAAUAAACGUAAUAAUACAGUCGUGCCUAAAAGCACAGAGAAAAAGGAUGAUAGCGCGUUGCGCGCUAAACCUGGAAGCUCAAAAGAACGUACAGUCAUAGCUGAGGAGGCACAACAACGUCGUUUUCAGCCACAUCAAAUGCCUGUGAAAGGUAUUGGCCGUAAGCAAAAGGAUACACACAAUAUUUUCACAUACAUUGAUGCAGUUACUGGCCCUAUGUCAGUAUUAAAAGCGUCCAUGAAAGAACAGCGCCGUAUACGUGUGUUGGUGCGACGUGAGUAUGGUAUACGUGGUAGUUUGGAAGGCACACUUGUAUGCUUUGAUAAAUUCUGGAAUUUAUGGUUACGCGAUGUGGAUGAAGUCUAUCAGCAACGUAAAUUUAAAUAUAGUGAAAAUAAAAUGUGUGGGGUGCCGAAGGAUUGCACAUGGAGAUUACAAGAACUCGGUAUUAAACUGCCAAAACAAGAAGUGAAAAGCAUUAAUAGAAAAAAUGUGGAAAUCCGUAGACAUUUGCAACAGUUGUUUCUACGUGGCGAACAAGUUGCGCUUUUAGUAUUACUACCAAACACCAAAAGUGAUUUGAAACAAAUGGAGACGUGAAAAUGAAAAUACUGUAUAUGGUAAUAUACAAAAAAUUUUGCUAAGCUAUAUUCUCGUCUAUAAACUUUAUUAUUUUUAUACAAUACAAGUGAAUAAAAUAUUUGUAUUCAUUCCAAAUAAAAA